AUGGCAUAUACAUGCCAUCAUCUAGCAUACAUCCCCUUACUUCUAGACAUUAUUCAAGAUUUUUACCACUCAUUUUUUGGCAAGAGCACAACAGCAGAGACUCUCACACACUACAAACAUGAGUUUAUACACGUGAUAUGGAUCCUCCUCCUUGACAACAAUUUCAUAGAGGCAUACACUCAUGGAAUUAUUGUUUGA
Molecule: messenger RNA, 198 nt
Organism: Heterobasidion irregulare TC 32-1
Lineage: Eukaryota; Fungi; Basidiomycota; Agaricomycetes; Russulales; Bondarzewiaceae
Exons: 2
Coding region: 1-198 (65 amino acids)
Source: RefSeq, a predicted model, not a curated record